AUGAAGACCAAGAACCGGCCCCCCCGGCGCCGGGUGCCUCCGCAGAACACAGAGGCCACCCCAGGGGAGCAGACCCCCGACAGGCCCCAGCCGGCCUCCGGGGCCCCGCUGGCCAAGGGUCUGCGGAGCAGGACCGCGCGGGCGCAGGGGGUGCGGGCGGAGGGCGGGCGCCGGCGGCCGGGGCUCUCGGGCCAGGCUGGCCGGCGGGAGAGCAGCGUCCAGCGGCGGCUGGAGAGCAACGAGCGCGAGCGGCAGCGCAUGCACACGCUCAACAACGCCUUCCAGGCGCUGCGCGAGGUCAUCCCGCACGUGCGCGCCGACAAGAAGCUCUCCAAGAUCGAGACCCUCACGCUGGCCAAGAACUACAUCAAGUCGCUGACGGCCACCAUCCUGACCAUGUCCAGCGGCCGCCUUCCCGGCCUGGAGGGGCCCGGCCCGAAGCUCUACCAGCACUACCAGCAGCAGCAGGCGGCGGGGGGCGCCCUGGGCGCCGCGGAGGCCCAGCCCGAGGGCCACCUGCACAAAUACUCCACACAGAUCCACAGCCUCCGGGAGGGCUCCUAGCACCGCCCUGGGCCC
Molecule: messenger RNA, 579 nt
Organism: Eptesicus fuscus (big brown bat)
Lineage: Eukaryota; Metazoa; Chordata; Mammalia; Chiroptera; Vespertilionidae
Gene: BHLHA15
Product: basic helix-loop-helix family member a15
Exons: 1
Coding region: 1-564 (187 amino acids)
Molecular function (GO): protein dimerization activity
Source: RefSeq, a predicted model, not a curated record